Epinephelus lanceolatus (giant grouper) is the source of this 2098-nucleotide messenger RNA. It is a transcript of the gene rbm12ba, whose product is annotated as RNA binding motif protein 12Ba. NCBI's taxonomy places the organism in Eukaryota, Metazoa, Chordata, Actinopteri, Perciformes, Serranidae. Gene Ontology annotation, molecular function: RNA binding. The record is from RefSeq and is a predicted model, not a curated record.
CUUAAGCAGCGCGGGGAGCAGAGGGAGACCACAUUCCAGCGUGUUCACAAAUGUAGACAGGACUACGGCAACAACACCGCUAGCAGACAACGUAUAUUAACAUUUAUAACGUUACAUUGUACCUACGUGUGGUGUGAUGCCACGUGGUCUGGUGUGACAAAAUGACCAUCAUCCUGAGACUGCAAGGCCUCGAUGUGAAGGCAGGCACUGAAGAUAUUAGGAAAUUCUUUGGACAUCUUCACAUACCUGAUGGAGGAGUGUACAUCGUGGGAGGAAGUCUCAGAGAGGCUUUUAUUGCAUUCACCUCUGAAAGAGAUGCCCAGCUUGCCAUGCGGUACAGUGGAAAUUUCCUCAAAGGGUGUGUGGUGUCUCUGCACAUAAGCAGCAUGGCAGAGCUGGAGGAAAAACUCAACAUAUUGUUGAAGAAGAAAAAGAAACCCUCCCCCACGCACGCCACUGUUAAGAGACCUCAAACCUCUCCAGAUGCAGAUUUGCCACAUUUGAAACCCAACACUGCGAAUCUGAAACCACCUACUGCUCAGCCGCUGGAUCCAAGGACUGCAAAUCUGCAUAUUGCAAAUUUACAACCUUCAAAUGCACACUCACUUGAUUCCAAUACUGCCUUUCUUCUGGGGGUGUGUACUGUCCUUCAAGGUCUCCAGUCAUCCCUUACAAGUGAAAACAAUGAGGCAUUGCCAAGACUUGAUUUCCCCAGAGCUGACAACACAGCUGAGUUUGACGAGGUGAGUUCGCCAGAGCAAACUCUGGACCCAAGCCCAGGCUACGUCAGGCUUUUUGGUCUGCCAUCCUCUGCUUCAAAAGAAGUCAUCUGCCAUUUUUUCAAAGGGUUGUCUGUGCAGGAAGCCAUUGUGAAUGUAGAGCUGGGACGCAGCCGUGGCUGUCUGGUGAAGUUUGCCAGCAUGCAGGAUGCAAGUGAAGCUCUUCUCUUCAACCAGCAGUCACUGGGGCCCUUUUGUGUGGAGGUACGUGGAGCAACUGAGAAGAUGUGGACCAGUGCUGUGCAAGAAUGUGAAACUGCUUUGGAUGUUGGGGUGAAACCCAAGCAGAAUCCUCUGAGGGAAACUGCAAACCACAAACACAGAAAUGCUUCUGCCCUGCAGAUGAAGAGGAAAUCUGUCAAUAAGUCGCCAUCUGUGUCACCAAAAAAGCCAAGAUCUGACAGUGACUCCACAACCACCAUAUCUCCAACUGAGGAGCACACUGUCAUGGUUAGGAAUCUGCCCAAAGGGAUGACCAAGACUGAAAUAAAAGAAUUGUUUGGGUGUCCAAACAUUGCACACAAAAAUGUGCUACAUCUGCUCGACAAAGAAGGUAACAGAACGGACACUGCUUUUCUUAUUUUUAACCGCACUGAGGAUUACGACUAUGCACUGAACCUCAGCGGCUGCCAUGUGGGCUCUGAUGCCAUUGAGGUCUCAUCAACCACUAGAAUGAUAAUGAGGGACAUGAUGGCAAAAAGCCAUUACAGGAGUCUUAAGCCUUGUCCAAAGACAGACACAAUGAAGAAACCAAAUCGAAAGAGGAAAUUAAAUCCAGCUGUGACACCAGAAGAAGCACCAAGCGUGAACCCGGACCCGGCAGCCCAGACAUGCUUGUUUGUCAGAAACAUGCCAGCAGAUGUGAUGAAAAGUCACAUUAAAAGUCUUUUCUUCAAGUACAAAGUGAGGAUGGACAGCAUCGUCUUACUGCAUGACGGUGAUGGCAAGGGUAUCGGUGAGGCCGUGGUCCAGUUUAAAUCACAGAAACUCGCUGCACUUGCUCAGAAGCUGCACGGUCAGGACUUCCUGGGGACAAAAGUGCUUCUUACCCGUAUAAACGUGAAGCAGAUGGAGGACAUCUUGGAGAGAAAUGCUUGAGGAUGUUGAAUAUCAAUGCUCGAAUGCACACAACCAUGUUAUAGACUGCUUCUUUUCUACCGAGUUGGUUUUCCAACUUUAAAUCUGCUUGAUUGCAGCCAUCUGCUUAAAUUUCAGUUUUCUAGUUAUUAAAUGUCUUGCUUAACAUCUCACUGUUACACUUUGCUUUAUAUUACACCUGUGUACAUUCCAGACAUUUGAAAAUAAACUUUUAUACCGUU